Helianthus annuus (common sunflower) is the source of this 417-nucleotide messenger RNA. RefSeq lists its product as uncharacterized. The record is from RefSeq and is a predicted model, not a curated record. Bases 1 to 417 code for a protein of 138 amino acids. The transcript has a single exon. NCBI's taxonomy places the organism in Eukaryota, Viridiplantae, Streptophyta, Magnoliopsida, Asterales, Asteraceae.
AUGAACCGGGUUUACAAACCUAUGCUGGAUAAGUCGGUAAUCGUAUUUAUCGCUGACAUUUUAGUAUAUUCGAAGAAUGAAGCUGAGCAUGUGUACCAUUUGCAUGAAGUGUUAGACACACUCAGACGAGAAAAGCUGUAUGCAAAAUUCUCGAAGUGCGCCUUCUGGUUACGAGAAGUACAGUUUCUCGGGCAUAUCAUUAGUGCUAACGGGGUACUAGUGGAUCCGUCAAAAGUAGAAGCCGUGUCAAAAUGGAAGACUCCAAGGAAUCCCACAGAACUCCGAAGCUUUCUAUGGCUUGCAGGAUAUUAUCGGAGAUUCAUACAAGACUUCUCCAAAAUUGCAUUACCAUUGACCAAAUUGACUCGCAAGGAGGAGAAAUUUGUAUGGGGCGUUGAACAAGAGAAAGCCUUCUAA